UUUACAUUCGCCAUUUUGCAAGAAUGUCAGCCAAAUCAUCAGCUCGCGUUUUUACUUAAUUUUUAUGUUGUUUUUCUUGCAUUUUCAGUGAUUUUGGUUUCAAAAUAUAUUUUUUAACGCUUAACAUCAAACAUGGAUCGUUUCAUAAGUAUGUGGAAAGUGCGGGAGUUGGCGGAUAAAGUUACAAACGUAGUGAUGAACUAUACAGAAGUGGAAGGCAAGGUGCGCGAGGCGACCUCGGACGAGGCCUGGGGUCCCACGGGCCAGCAGAUGCAGGAGCUGGCGCUGGCUACCUUCACCUACGAGCACUUCCCCGAGGUGAUGUCCAUGCUGUGGAGACGGAUGCUGCACGACAACCGUGCGCAUUGGCGGAGGACGUACAAGUGUCUCCUCCUGCUCAGCUACCUCGUGCGCAACGGCUCUGAGCGCGUGGUCACGUCGGCGCGGGAGCACCUCUACGACCUGCGCAGUCUGGAGAACUACGCGUACGUCGACGAUUUGGGCAAGGAUCAGGGUGUUAAUGUAAGGCACAAAGUGCGCGAGUUGAUCGACUUCAUACAGGACGACGAGAAGCUGAGGGAGGAGAGGAAGAAGGCGAAGAAGAACAAGGACAAGUAUAUCGGCAUGUCGUCUGACGCGGCGCUGCCGGGCGUGCGAGGGGGGGGCGGGUGUGGGGGGGGCGCGGGGGGCUGGGGCGAGUACAGCGACCGCUCCUCGACCACGUGGGAUGAACCAAAGGACAGGAGAGAAAGGGAUGAAGACGAUGAUUACGAAAGAGAAGAUUCAGAUGGAGACUACGGCCACAGGAAACAGAAGAACUUCAAAACAAUAUCGGACGUGCGCGAGAACGUGUACCGCGACUCUGAGGCGUCUCCCCCCUCGCCCCCCCUCCCGUCGGCCCCCUCCCCGAUUAGCACGCGCCAGCCGCGGGCGAGGUCGCCGGCCAGCAGCCGGACGCUCAACAUCAACCUCAAGAGUCCCGCGAAGACCAAACCCACCACCACCGUUGUCAAUAAGAUCGAUUUGGGCGCAGCAGCCUCGUACGGCAAGACUCCGGCGCCGCGCGAGCUGCUGGACGAUCUCUUCAAGACCUGCCCCGCCCCGGCCCCCGGACAGCCCAACAGUUUGGUCGUCGAAGAUGACUUUGACCCCAGAGCUGAAGAACAGAAAUCAACAAAAGAAGCGAACGACUUCGGAGACUUUACGAACGCGUUCGGCGCCCCCGCCUCGAACAAUAACGAUGGGUUUGCGGACUUCAGCAGUGCCUUCACCGGGGCAAACGAUAAUAAUAGUGGUUUCGUCGGAAACGGUGUUAAUAACAGUGGUUUUAUCGGAAAUAGUGCGGUCAGUGCAAACAGUGCAGUUGAUAUGUUGGGUGUGGCGCAACCAAUGACUUCUGCUGCUCCUCCAGCGUCGAACCUGGACCUGCUGAGCGAGUUCCCCCCCCCUCCGCCGCACUCGGCCCCCCUCCCCCUCUCCGCCCCCCUCCCCCUCUCCGCCAUGGACGCUCUCAGCUCACAGCUCUCCCACACCAGUCUACAGCCCACGCUACAGCCCACCGGUUUACAGCCAACUCCAGUCAACCUCCUCCAACCGAUGUCGUCAACUCAACCACCAACCACCAACUCAAAAACCACUAAACUAGGUGCCACGUGGGCAGAUUCUAACAUCAAAAUUGACGUAGACAAUUUAUUAGCUCCAAGGUCGCCCAAAGCGGGACCCGCCCCUACGAUAAACCAAUUAAAAUCAAGCCCAAACAGCCCAGCCCAUAAGCCAAAUCCAGGCAUGACGAUGGGCUUCCAAUAUAUGCAACCAAUGAACAAUAACUUCGUACAGCCCCCGUUGCAAAGCGGACAAAUCAACAACAAUGUACAGAGGCCCCCGUUUUCGAACCAAAACUUCCUACAAUGAUAUACGUUCCUGGCAGAUGUUUGCCAGAAUGGUUAAGGUUUUUUUUGUUUUUACUUUGGAGCACUGAAAUUUCAAUAUGAAUCGUUAAUUUAUCGUUAAAUAUUUUUUUUAGGUUAUAACCUUAUACCGGAUGUACAGUCAGGGUCAGAUAAAGCAGACUAAUUUUGAAUUUCGAUUUUUAGAAUGAAUCGAAUUUUUCGAAAUAAAAAUUCGUUUGAAAAUAUUCUGAGUCUGAAACGGUUCUCCGACAGUUGCUUCGUCUACGAACAUUUCGUGGACAGAAUGUUUCGACAUCGGGCGUCAGAACAGAGGAGACAUUCUGUCGGCGAAUCGUUCGUAGAUGAAGAGACGAAGCAAUUGUCGGAGAACCUUUUCAGACUCAAAUUUUCUAGAUGUUUGCGUAUUAAAAAUAAACUAAUUAAUUCAUAGGGUAAUUUUAUGAGUAAAAUUUGUAUUAAAACACGGUACCAGUCACAUUACAUUUGAACUGUCAAUUGUAUUACUGUGAAGUUAUGGGCAAUCUUAGUUUGUUAAUUUGCGUAUUUUUAGCUAACAGAUAAACAAUAAGAACUUCAAAGAAUAAGUUGAAAUCUUAUAGCUAUGGCAAAAAGGUAAUAGAUAAUUUUUAGUUUUAACGAAACUGUAACGGAUAGCAAUUUUUUUAAAUAAAAAUAAGUUAUAGUGAUAAUACAUUAAAGAAUAGAAGAAUAUUUAAAAAAUCAGUGCUCCAAAAUAUCACUUUUUGGUUUACGUAAAAAGUGCGUGCGUUUUUUUUUUACAUUUUGAUAAAAAUUACCCUGAGUGUCUUAUGGAAUCCGGGGUCGACGCAUAUCAUAUGAAGUCGCAAUGAUAUUAAACAAAUAUUUAACGACUUGUCUAUAAAUACAUUGUGUACUUGAAAAUAUUAAUAUAUAAAUCCGUGCUCAUCAUACAUUCCUGUCCAUGCAAAAAGCCAAUUUCCGUUGCAAUUUUUAUAGGUUUUAUAUUUUCAAUUUUUUGCUUUCUCUAGCAACGUUUUUUAUAUAUUCAUAUUCACGAAAUAUUACGGUUUUAUAGCGGGAAACAUGAACUCUGAAUUUUCAAAAACAAAAGUUACCUAUACUUGCAAUAUCGCUUUUCAAUUUAUGAAAAAAACUACGCUGUCUGCUUUUUAAAAUGAAUUUAUUUAAAUGGUGAGACCAUUUGUGAAAAGAAUUUAACUUAUUUUCCAACUGUUUAACAGAACAUUGUCAUUUAUUGUAAAAGGUCGAACAAAAAUCGUUAUGAAUAUGAAAGUUUUUUAUAUUCGCGAAAUUCAUUCUUCAUUAUACUUAUAUAAGCUCAUAAUUUAAUAAUUCUUAAUCUUGUGACAAUAAAAUUGGGCAUCGUUUACAAUAUUAUUGUUCAAUCGUUAUUAUUCGCAGACUUUGCCCUAGACUGGUCUCAAAAUACAUUUCGACAAGUUCUUUAUUUGGAAAUAAUAUAAUCUAAUCAAAGUGUCAAUCAAUCAAUCAUCUAUUUAAACAAAUAAAUUCAAUACAUAAGUCUCGUAUAAUCUACAAUAGACAAGAACCGCACGGGAUUUAAUAUUUAUUAGCUUUUUCUACGAACCUCAAAAUUAAAUAUCUUCAUCAGAAAUUAUAUUAAUAUUAGACUAAAAAAGCGUGAAUCGGGACGCAUUAAGUGAUGUACCUUGGCAGGUAGUAGCUUUUCACUUAUUGUUGAAUUUGAUGUUGAACUAUAGGAUAUUUUUUAUACCCGCUUCAAUCGAUAGGCGUAGCCGUAAUCAGUAGUGUCAAAAUUAGAUUAUAUCGUUGUUAUAGUGUUUACGUCAGAAACACACUCAUCGGAUGAUUCUGGAAAAUAAAUAAACAAUUCACGAUGUUUUUAAGUACUUUAAGAGACCCAACGUUGGGCAAAUUGAUACAUUGAAAAUUUCGAUCACAAUAUUUUUUAUGAGGAUGGUUAUUUUUUAUUUAGUUAAUAAAAUGUAUGUUUUAUACCAAUAUUCAGAUUGAAACAAUUUUGUAGUAUGUUCAUGAAUCAUACAUGUUUUGUUUAUUACACGAGGAGAUUAAGAAAAUGAAAUAACUUUAAAACUCACGCUGUUAUAUACAGAAAAUGAUCCGAGUAGCAAGAAUGUUGAGACAUCAGUUUGUUACAGGAGUGUGGUUAUUGAGAUUAUUUGGUUACUAAACUUAAGUAGCUGUAAAUAAAACGCAUGCUGUAUAAAGUGCUCCAAUAUCGUAUUUAUUGUACGACAUAAAAUAUCUUAUUUUUAUCUUCGAUGAGUGCGUUUCUAUCUAGCUAUAAUUUUAGCUAAUUUUAAUGUACGAUGUAUAACCGAUGGCUAAUAAGGAAUAAUCUAGAACACUAAAGAAAUAUAUUUUGAAAAUCGUUUGUAACCGUAUGUACUUAAACUCUUAAUAACCGUUCUUAAUUUUUUGCCCGAAAUCAAAAUGGCGGAUAUGUAAAAAGAUGUAUUUUACGUUUACGUUUAGUUUUAAAAAUAUUAUAUUAUUGAAACAAAUAGAAUGUGUCUAUAUAUUUAUACAUAAUAUAUAUUUUACGUUUCUUAGGUGAUAGUGGAUUAAUGUAAAACCCGAAUGUUCAUUGGUUAUUUCAAUUAGAUUUAUUUCUUAAACAUUGAACUUUAUUUUUCAAUUUAUGAUUUCGGAUGCAUUUAGAUCAUUCCCGUAAUGUUGUUAUUAGGGCAGCUAUUCUUUAGUUUCAACGUGCAUUGAUAUUAUUAGAAUUUAAAUCAUUAUUUUGAGCUUAAAUUGUUGUUGUCCCCUUUCCUACUGUGAACGGCUAAGGUGUGGGAUUCUCUCGCCGCAACGAUAUUUCCCGAAUCCUACAAUUUUAGGCUAGAAUGUAUAAGAGGUAGGUAUUUUUUGAGCUUGCGUGUAACACCCUUGAUCACACCUCAUCUUUGCUUACAAUACAAUACUCUUUAUUGCACCAAAAGCGAAAUUAACAAAAAAAGAACAAUACAAAAAUAAAAUAAAAGGCACACAGGCGUACUUAUCGCUAAAGCGAUCUCUUCCAGUCAACCUUGGGGUGCUUAGAUUCGGGUCAAACGCACUCAAAUAAAAUAAAAAAAAGUAAACAUGUAUUUAGUAACUGACACUAAAAUGCAUUUAAUUAAUCCUCAUUUAGCCUAUUUUGACUUAGUAUAUAAUGUACAUAUGUAAUUAAUUUGCAAUUAAUAUAUUGUACGUACCUAGUGCAUACGUUUUGCUAAUAAUUAUGAUUAUUAUAUUUUAUUAUUAUUAUUCAGUGAUGUAAUACAACCUCUUAUUUAGUCUACAAUUUUAUUUAUAUCAAUGCACGUUAAAUUAAUUUCUACUUUCAAUAUGUAUAGUAGUAUAGAUAUAUUUUGUAAACGGCAUACACUUCUGUUGGCGCAGAUAUCGAAAUAUAGAUUGGGACCAAAAUCAAGAAAAUUAUUUUCGCGGGACAGUAGGUUCAAGGUCAACCGUGUGUGCUGUUGUGUGCUUUUGCAAUAUUGGUGCAUCGUUUAUUUAUGUUGAUAUAGUGACAUGGAUUCAAGUUUUUUCUUUUUUGUUGACGUAUAACAAAGAUCUGGAAUCAGAUGGAGAACUGUACGGCCGAAGAUAGUGAAGGCCUAAUAUUACCAAACAUGGACAUGAGAUCUAUGAAACCGCUUCACAAAAAUACGUUUCGUGUAAUAAUAAAAUAUAAAAUACGUGUUGUUAGGGGAGUUUAAGACUAUUGGGGUGUGCGGUUUUAUUGUCAUAUUUUUUAUUUGCCCCGAAACUUCAAAAGUAUUUUUAAAUAUAUGCGACUGCAGCCAAGUAUUCGCAUCUGUGGGAAUUUGGAAUAAAAAUUGGAUUGUGUCUAUUCUAUACUUUACUUUUCUGUGGUGUAGUAACGCCACUAUACCAUAUAAAGGUAAACUAUGAAGUAUAAAACAAUAAUUAGGUUUAAGUUACACAACUUAAACCUAAUUAAAUUUAACUUGAAUCCAUGACUUCACAAGUACUGUCGUACCUGUAUAUAAAAUUAUUAAAUUUAAUUUAAAUAGUUCUUCCAUUAAUUUUGAUUUGUGGAGGGGAAGCAAUAAUUUUUUAAAUUUAUUUGUAGUUUAUAAAGAUGAUUUUAUUAGUUUAGUAAUGUAUAUUACAAUGUUGUCAUCAUUUACAUUCGCACAAGUAAUAUUAGUUGUAUUUUGUUAAUUGAAAAGGGCAUGAUGUUUCCAACAAUUUUAAUGACUCGGGAUUACUGAUUAGACGAUAACUUUUUUGUGUUACUUGUACAGGCAACAUCAUGUCUAGCUAACCAAUCAAUUUAGCUCUUAUUACCGCGUCUUAGGCCGCCGUAGUAAUUUGAUAUGUUGUUGUCGGUACUAGAUACCCGGAGUGGAAUGAUUUGUUGCAGAUAUCGUUGGUAAAGUCGAUGACGUCAGAAUAUAAAUAAACUUAAAUACUAAAUUAUUUGUAUCAUUUAUAUCUUUAGGAAUUUAUUAUUCAUACAAUAAAGUUAUUUCAAACAAGAGGGAAUCCCUGAAAUUGCUUCAUAUUUUAAUUUUAAAAAAUAUAUAAACCAACAAAUAAAAAUACAAGGUUUCAUUAAAGCAUUUGAUUUAUUCGUGAAAAAAUUGAGCGCGUAUAAAAUUAAGCUUAAUCGUAGAUUCUUAAACUAAAGGAGAGUUAAUUAAUUGUUCAUUGUCAUCACUUAAAUAAAUUUAAUACGAAUUCAUAAUUUAAAAAAUAAUUAUCACUUAACUGUAAAUUAUUUUAAGAAAAUAAAUUAAUUUACCGUUGUUCUCGACUCAAGUAGAUCAGUCUUAACAUCGUUACAUUCGAGAUGGAAUUCAAUAACUUAUUGGAAUGAAAUCAAUUGGAUUCAUCAUAAAAUGUCGCUAAUUCUACAGGCAGUGAGAAAACCAACGACAAAAUAAUAGAUAUAUUCGCAAAUCUGCAUAAAAAUAUUGUAUGAAAAAUAUUGAAGCGAAACGUUUAGGUUAUUGUGUAUAAAAUUUGUUUUGUAUAAUUAUUAGCUCCGUUUUAUCUUACUGCCUGUAAAAUCGACACAAAAUAAAGAUUAUACAUUUAACUUUUAUUUAUGAGCUGCAAUUAAAAUAUUUCACUGAGAUUCUCAUAAUUUAAAAAUAUUAUGCACAAUUCAAAACAAUCGUACGCUCUAAAUGUCGGUGUUAUUAAAUACAUACUGCGUAUUAAAAUUUUACGACUGUGGUGACUCUUCAAUUAAAAAAAUACUUAAUGUUACACCUCUUAUAGUUUAUAUGUAUCAUGUCGGCGUUAAAAGCUGUGAAGUUUUUGAUAGGGCUAACUGGCCAAUCACAAGCAGAUGUAUGUGACAGUUAAUUUCUCUGUCAGAUUAUAAUUUCAUGAGAAAGUUGUGAACACGCCCUUAAACUUUUUAUAUUCUGUUAAAAACAAUUGAAGAGCCACUCGAAUCUUGCAAUAUAGUGCCAGGCUUGAUCCAUAUCAACGCCUAAAAAAUCUAAAGCUACCUAUCAACAACCUUUGCACAAACCUUAUUUAUUGUCCAACUUUUACUUGUCUCAGUCCAAAUGGCAGAUAAAACCACAACAUAACUUGUGUUAUUACUGUGUUAUAAUUUUUUUUCAUAGUUUUGACGCUAUCUCCGUGUCUAUCUGUCUAUGUUUUAUAAAGCUGAUAUAUAUGCUUUCGAUAUAUUUUAUCUGUCAUUUCUUCUGAUGAGCUAGUUCCCUUCCGUAAUAUUAAUGUGCAGUUUGUUCGUGCAUCUACUUCUAGGUGACACUAUGGUUGUUUUGGAUGCGGGUAUGUGACACACACGUUGCUAGUUUUCUUUUUACUUCAUAAAAAUCAUAAAACAGAGUUCAGAAGGAUUGACUACAUACAUGUAGUUCAGAUAAGUCUAUUUAAAUUUGAAUUUUUUAUUUAAUAUAAAUUUAAUGAAACAAAUAUAAUUCUAUUGUUAUAUUUGACUGGGAUUAUAAAUAAUACUUUUUUAAAUGAAAAUACUCU
Messenger RNA from Plodia interpunctella (Indianmeal moth), 7889 nucleotides. It is a transcript of the gene lqfR, whose product is annotated as liquid facets-Related. NCBI's taxonomy places the organism in Eukaryota, Metazoa, Arthropoda, Insecta, Lepidoptera, Pyralidae. The coding region runs from base 133 to 1911 and encodes 592 amino acids. The record is from RefSeq and is a predicted model, not a curated record. Gene Ontology annotation, molecular function: clathrin binding; phospholipid binding. Gene Ontology annotation, cellular component: endosome; plasma membrane; clathrin vesicle coat. The transcript is spliced from 11 exons. Gene Ontology annotation, biological process: endocytosis.